GCUCGUGGCAAAAAACGACGUAUUGAGGGCUUUUGCCUUGCGCCACCAACACGGGGCACCAUUUCCCAUUCCCUUCCAUUGAAUCUUCGUAUCCGCCGCUCUUUUCUCUUCACCAUCACAAUCGACGUCUAAACCAGCGUCGCCGGCGUCAACGACAGCGAGCACGAUAGAGCGAUCCGAACCCUCCUUGGCUCAAAACAAUGGAUUAUCGUGAUCAAAGACCUCCGCGGUCUGCUUACCACCAGCAGUAUCAUCACCCAUCACCUCCACAGUCACCCCCCGUAUACCCAGAGCAGCAGUAUUCUGGGCACCAUCGCCCGUCCUCGCAGCCGAGGCCAGCCUUCAACCAGUCCCAUGAGGGCAGGUCACCAAAUAUAUCCUUCCAAAAUAUUGAGCGUGGUGAUAGGCAGAGUGCCCUAGAUCAGCAACGCCAGCGUACAAUGCCCUCCGCAUAUCAAAAUCAACUUUCCCCUACCUAUGUCGACACAGAAGGAGCAGAGUACAUAGAUCCUGGGCGAGUGGGGCGGAAGAAGAGUCUGGUAAGGCCAGACAGAGAGAAGAUUGAACCUGGCCAUAGGCAAUGGCACUAUCGCACCCAUGCAGCGCAGAUGCAGGACGAGGGAACCGGCAGAGUGGGCGUACAGCCGUCCACUACUGGAAACUAUCCGCAGAAAGCAAAGCUUCGCAGAGGGAAAUCCCUCCUUGGGCGUGAGGAGGACGUGCAGGAGUCGGGACUUGCUCUCUUCAAACGGGGUGCGACCCUUCGGCGCAAGCGCCCAGCGUCGACUCAGGCCCCCGCGCCACCGACAGUACCUGACCGCAACUCGCGCAAAUGUCUCGACAGCAUCGGGCCAGGACCUAAGGAUGCCUGGUUUAUCUACUGUUACCUUCUUACCUGUUUGAUUCCUCACUUCCUGUUCAGAGCGUGCGGUAUCCGCACACCGGACCAGCAGCGUGCAUGGCGCGAGAAAAUGGGUCUCAUUAGCAUUAUCUUGAUGGAGAUGACUGCUGUCGGUUUUAUCACAUUCGGCUUCACAGAAGCCGUUUGCGGGACGCCUCCAAAUCGAUUCCACCAAGGCCAGAUCCAGAACAAUUCGGUAAUCAUUCACGGCUAUGACUACGACUUUUCCAACUUCAAGCAUCCAGCUGUCGGGCCGUUCAACGGAUCAACAAACCCACUUCUGACUGGUGGAUGGAACAUCGCGGGUAACGAUGCCAGCUUCUUGUUCCAGAUCACCAAUGAUAAUUGCCUGGGCGUUAUUACGAAGGGGAACGGUUCCAGUAUCACAGGCAGCGGGUCAAUGCUGGAUUGGUACUUCCCAUGCAAUGUGUUCAAUCCGCAGACAAACUCGCAGAAUACGUCCGGAUAUACAGAUUCGACGAACUGUCAUGUAUCUUCCACAGCAAGGCAGGGACUAGCUGCAAUGAAACCUCAGGGGCAGGUUUACUAUACAUGGGAUGAUGUCGCAGCUUCUGACCGUAAUUUGGCCGUAUUCGAGUCAAACGUUCUCGACCUAAACCUCCUACAGUGGCUCAACACCACUGAGGUGCAGUAUCCUGCCGUCUUCGAUGAGCUGAAGAAUGGGGAUGGGACAUAUAAUGGAAAAGACCUCUCGAUGAUGUUCCUACGAGCAAACCAGCGCCAGAUCGGCAUGUGUCUCCAGGACGUGAUCACGGUCGGGUUCAUCGAUACCAAUUCAAUUGGUUGCGUUGCCUCCGAGGUCGUCCUCUACCUUUCCCUUGUAUUCAUCAUCGGCGUCGUUUCCAUUCGCUUCGUCAUGGCUGUCAUGUUCGCAUGGUUUUUCUCAUGGAAGCUUGGGAAUUUCCCGCGGGAGACAUAUGAGCAACGCAUGCAGCGCUCCGCUGAGAUUGAGGCCUGGUCGAAUGACAUCUACCGACCUGCACCGAGCGAGUAUCGCCCUAACGUGAGCAAGAGUGGGCUGCGGAAUGGAAAGGUUGGGAAGAAAGGCUUCUUCCCGUCAACCUCCCGCUUCACACCGCAGGAGAACAUGCCUAAGGGCGCCUCUCCUCGCCCUACCACGAAUUUCGGAAUGGCUGAUCCAUACAAGCGGAACACCACAUACUCCACUACCAAGGCUCCCUCUAAAGUGACUCCCCCUGACACACCAUACCGCCAGUCAAGGAGCACUAUGUCGUUUGCUGACGUCUCGUCUCGUAAUAUAUCCCCUCGCUCGGUAUUUCUCGAUACCCCCUGUCCGUUCCCCCUGCAGAAUGUUGUACCACAGCCUGCUCCCGAUUUCGAACCUUUCAACUUCCCCCUCGCGCACACUAUUUGCCUGGUCACAGCAUACUCAGAGUCUGUUGAGGGUCUUCGUACAACCCUCGACUCCCUCGCCACGACAGAUUAUCCUAACAGCCACAAGCUCAUUCUGGUCAUCGUGGAUGGUAUGGUCAAGGGUGCUGGGAACACAAUGACCACGCCAGAGAUCUGUCUGUCGAUGAUGAAAGACUUUAUCAUCCAACCCCGUGAUGUCGAGGCGCACUCCUAUGUCGCCAUUGCAGAUGGGCACAAGCGUCACAACAUGGCUAAGGUCUACGCCGGUUUCUACGACUACGAUGAUGCCUCAGUUGAACGGUCGAAGCAGCAGCGCGUCCCCAUGGUUGUCGUCGCUAAGGUUGGCAACCCGCUUGAAGCUAAUGAUGCGAAGCCUGGAAACAGAGGCAAGCGUGACUCGCAGAUCGUGCUCAUGGCGUUCUUGCAGAAAGUCAUGUUUGACGAGCGGAUGACGACGUUUGAGUAUGAGUUCUUCAACUCUGUCUGGCGCGUGACUGGUGUCAGCCCAGAUCGGUAUGAACUUGUGCUUUGCGUUGAUGCGGAUACCAAGGUGUUCCCGGAUUCGCUAACGCGCAUGGUAUCAUGUAUGGUCGUGGAUAUUGAGAUCAUGGGGCUGUGUGGAGAGACGAAGAUUGCGAACAAGGCGGAUAAUUUCGUGACAAUGAUGCAGGUCUUCGAAUACUACAUCUCACACCACAUGACUAAGGCCUUCGAAGCCAUGUUUGGUGGUGUUACUUGUUUGCCUGGUUGUUUCAGUAUGUACCGGAUCAAGGCUCCCAAGGGCGACACUGGGUACUGGGUUCCCGUCCUGGCAAAUCCCGAUAUUGUGGAACGCUACUCGGAAAACAUUGUUGACACGCUGCACAAGAAGAACCUAUUGCUUCUCGGAGAAGAUCGAUACCUCACGACCCUAUUGCUCAAGACAUUCCCGAAGCGCAAGAACAUGUUCUGUCCCCAAGCAGUCUGCAAGACGAUCGUCCCUGACACCUUCCGCGUGUUGCUCUCCCAACGUCGUCGCUGGAUUAAUUCAACGAUCCACAAUCUGUUUGAGCUCGUUUUGGUCCGUGAUCUUUGCGGAACCUUCUGUUUCUCAAUGCAAUUCGUUGUGGGUAUGGAGCUUUUGGGAACGCUUGUCCUUCCCGCGGCUAUCAGUUUCACUCUUUACCUCAUCAUCAUCUCGAUCAUUCCUGGCGGUGCCAAUACUACCAUUCCCCUCGUGCUGUUGGCCAUCGUCCUCGGUCUACCCGGUCUUCUCAUUGUCGUGACGUCACGCAAGGUCGCGUAUGUCGGAUGGAUGAUUGUAUAUUUGUUUUCGCUGCCCAUAUGGAACGGUCUCCUCCCUGCUUAUGCGUUCUGGCAUUUUGAUGACUUCUCGUGGGGUCAGACGCGGCAGAUUGCGGGUGACAAGGGUGGCGACCAUAGUGACAAGGAGGGAGAAUUUGACUCCUCGCAUAUCGUCAUGAAGCGUUGGGCCGAGUUUGAGCGUGAUAGGCGGUGGAAGAGUGGGGUGCAAUCCCGUGACUCGACUGUCAACCGGUAUUCCAUGGCGUCGAAUUCUGAUAUUAACCACCCGACAUCUAAUGGUGGUCUCGACUCUUCGACGACGGAGUCUAUGCCCAGUGCGCCUUACACAUCUGGUGCCCGGUCAAGACACGACAGUAACACCCUUCUUACGCUCCCCGCGCCACUUUCCGCCAGCAGGAACCACGCCUCUUUAACGUCAGCUUCAUCAGCUGCCAUCUCGCGCUCCAGCGAGGACGUUGUGUAUUCAGACGUAGGCUCGACCUCAAACCAACGGCUUGUUCCGAGCCCGCAAGACCAAUAUAUCGAUUCAUAUAACGAAUCUCCGGCACCGCGGUACCCUCAGUUUGACGCACAGGUUACCCGGGCAGGGGGUGUUCUUCGCAAUCCAACCAUAUCUAGCCAAUACCCUGGAGAAACUCAGAACCCAUUCCGAUCUGAGGCGCAUGUGGCUGCCUAUGAUGAUCAAUAUGGCGGUUAUAGUGCCGAGCCGGAAGAUAUGUCGCCACCACCUGUACCCAGCAAAUAUCAGCAGCAGGGAGGCCGCGGGGUUAGCUUGUCUGACAAUGGGCCCGUCCCUGGGCCCGAGGGCGUGCGCAGGGUAGCGAGACAAUCAGUUCGUCGACCCCCAUCGCAGGCGCCUCAGAACCGAUACUCUCGAUCGUCGACGGCGUUUAAUUUACCACCUGGCGCAGCGCCUCCCCAGCCCGGAGCAUAUGGAGGCGGAUAUUAAGGACUAUUUCUACUUUUGAUUUCAUGUGACAUUCUUCGAGACUAGCUUGACAGGUUCCAGACCUUGGCUUCGCAGUGAUUUACGGAUUCUCUUGCAAUCUCGUUUGCUCUCUAUGGACUCCGCUCACACGUGUUCUGUGAUGAUACCUAACGACUUUUUUCGUGCUUCUCGUCUUUCCUUCACUUUUAUCUUAGCGUGCGCCAUUGAUCUCGAACAGUACCGCAAAACGCAAUAUCUCUGUAAUAUUUCAAUUUUGAUGCCUAAA
Messenger RNA from Suillus paluster, 4815 nucleotides. Its product is annotated as glycosyltransferase family 2 protein. The record is from RefSeq and is a predicted model, not a curated record. Gene Ontology annotation, molecular function: chitin synthase activity. Gene Ontology annotation, cellular component: cell septum; cell periphery. The transcript is spliced from 6 exons. Bases 201 to 4550 code for a protein of 1449 amino acids. NCBI's taxonomy places the organism in Eukaryota, Fungi, Basidiomycota, Agaricomycetes, Boletales, Suillaceae.